AAUCUGACCUUUUUUUCUCCAUCGUCUCUCCUCUCUGGUUAGAUCCCGGUUCUUUCCUAAUUCUAUGUGGCCACCUAUAAUAUAUAAAUAAUUAACUAUUUUGCUUCAAGAGAAAGAAAAAAAAAAACACCAGAAAAGAAUAGAAAAAUUGAAAAAAGACCGGCUGCUGUAUACACCAAAAACCAGAGAGAGAGAGAGAGAGAGAGAGAGAGAGGGAGUUCUGCUGAAUCAAUUUCAACUCCUAUAGAAUUUGCACGCAGAAAGUGUCUCCAAAGAAAUAUCACGCACAAGAUUGUUGUGGUCAAAUUCGUGGUUUUCAGAAACCAAUUAGUUUUUCUUUUAUUCGUUUUAAUUUGGAAUAAUUCGGUGGUUGUGAAUUUGGGGUUAGGAUAUUGAUUUUUGGGGUGUUUGUGUGAUCGGGUCUGAAUUUGAUUGAUUAGGAGAACUCUGUUGAAUGGGUCGUAGAGAGUUUCGUGUUUUGAUUAGAAAUUGAAGGCUUUGAAAGGUUGGGGUUGUGUGGAUGAUUUCUGUGGGGACUAGGGAUGCGAGGAAGGAGCUAGGGUUAGGGUUUGGUGGUGGGAGAGAGAUGGAGGAUACUGAGCUUGAAGAAGGCGAAGCUUGUUCUUCCCAUAUCAAUGAAUACGAUCCCAACAUCGACCCUGAUGUUGCUCUCUCUUACAUCGAUGAUAGGAUUCAAGAUGUUUUGGGACAGUUUCAGAAAGAUUUUGAAGGUGGGGUUUCUGCAGAAAAUUUGGGGGCAAAGUUUGGUGGGUAUGGCUCAUUUUUACCUUCCUAUCAGCGGUCUCCGGUGUGGUCCCAUUCGAGGACUCCACCAAAAGUUCACAACUACAGCUUACCCAAAUCUCCUUACAACGUGAAACUUGAGGGUGGUCAACGUAACAAUGUAAUUUGUUAUACUACGCCUCAGUCAGUGGGACUUGGGCCUGCUUCAACGGGUUCCACUUCGCUUGUUGCACCAAAGGCGCCAUCAGCGAACGAUCCAGUCAAACAAGAAGGAAGCAUGUCAUUAGAUCAAGCUGACCAGUACGCUUCCCGAUAUGAAUCUGCAAACAAGAAAGCUGUUAGUUUAUCUGACCAGAAAACACUGAAGGUGCGAAUUAAAGUGGGAUCGGAUAACUUGUCGACACGAAAAAAUGCUAUCUACAGUGGGCUUGGCCUUGAUGGCACACCCUCUUCCUCACUAGAUGAUAGCCCUUCUGAUAGUGAAGGAAUAUCUCAUGAGCCUCAGGAUGCCCCAUUUGAAUCUCCCACCAGUAUUCUUCAGAUUAUGACAUCCUUUCCGGUGGACGAUGGUAUGAUGUCACCUCUUCCUGACGACCUAAUUUACUUAACUGAAAAGGAAAAGCUCCUAAAAGAGGGUAGAUCUGUGACUCUUCCAAGGGAUGGCUGGGAAAUGUCUGGCUCCCUAGCGAAUGGAACUCAUACCAUGGAGGGUGGUGGGAAAUUGUCGGGGCAGAGGAAAACAAAAUCUGUUGAAAGAAAUGAUUUUUCAGCAGAAUCAAAGAAUGGGAACAAUAAGGAUGGAAUUGGGCUUCUGUCAAAGAAGGAACAUGAUGUGGACGCGUUUGCUUGUGAGGAGCUUGUUUCUAAAACCUUGCAGCUCCCACUUCUCUCCAAUUCAUUUUCUACUGUCAAUGACGUGAUAAAGAGCAAAGAACUGGAUAAGAAAUAUUUAUUGAAGGAUGGUCAAGUAGAAGAUGAACCAAUGGACCCAAUGUCCAACCAAGAGGAUGCCUGGGUUGAAAAGCGAAAAUCCAGUUUGGCUGGAAAGGUUCAGGAAGAUAGAAAAGUAAGUUCCAGCGAUGAUGUUUUGGUUCAUCCAAAGAAAGAGGGCCCUUGUAGACGAGAGAAAACUUAUGAAUCAGUAAAAGGUGACUUAAAUGUUUCUAAAGGGAGGAAAGCUUUAAAUACUGAAGUCAUUGACCAUUCAAAGCAGAAGGUCAAUCAGAGGGCUACGUCCCAUGAGGUAGAUGAUACGAGACUACUUUCUGGGAAGGAGUAUCCAUUACCUGCGGAGAAAAAGAAAUCGAAGGAAAGUCACAGGACCCUGGUUGCAGAGUUGCCAAAAGAAAGCUCGAUGGUUGGUUCCUCUUCAGGGCCCAAAAUGAAGAGCACUCAUGUGAACAAUUCUAAUACUGAUCCAGAAAACUUCAAACUAUGUAAAGAUCUUGAUAAAAUCAGGGAUACAGACAGAGGUUUAUUUGGGGACUUUGAUGACGGGAACCAAAUGGAAUUAUUUGAGUUUCCUUCUGAAGAUAAGCUUAAGGACUCCGAUACUGUUGCAAGAAGCACAUCUGCAGUUAACAGUGGAUCAAGGGAGAGACCAAGUGGCAAGAAAAUCGAUAAACCAUUAACUUCAGCCUCAUUUCCUACAACAGCUUCAAAUAUAGCCCCACGCUUUGGAAAUGGACCAAUUUUUGCUGCAGCUCCUGCACUCAUAGAAGAUAAUUGGGUAUGUUGUGACAAGUGUCAGAAAUGGCGGCUUCUUCCACAUGUUACAAACCCGGACAACCUCCCUGAAAAGUGGCUGUGUAGCAUGCUUAAUUGGCUGCCUGGGAUGAAUCGGUGUAGUGUAAGCGAGGAGGAAACAACAGAAAAAACGAAAGCUCUAAUUGCGCAGUGCCAAGUUCCUGCCCCUGAGAGCCAAAAUAAUGUGCCCAGAAAUCCUGGUGGGUUUAUGGAAGGAGAGGCAUUGCCUAAGUCUCGGAACCCUGACCAAAACCUUGAAAGUUUUGGUUUGCAUGCCAUGCCUAGUGGUGGAAAGAAAAAAAAUGGACCAAAAGAAAUGUCAAAUGCAUCUAAUAGAGAUGGUUCCAUUCAGUUGCCAAACUCCAUGAAGAAAAACAUACAGGCAUCAGUGAAGAGUAGAAGCUUGAAUGACGUGAACCAGUCUCCAUUGCUAAGUGAACCAGAUUUGCAGCAGCUAAGCAAAUCCAGUGACAUGGCAGUGGAGAAACGAAAGCAUAAGUACAAAGAGAAGCGUAAAGUUUUAGAGCCCUCUACCAAUGGAGGUGAUAUCAUGGAUUUAAAGAUCAAGAGCAGAAGAGACUCCGAUCCAGAUUCUUCUAGAGCUUCCAAGAAAAUCAAGACUGAAGUUAAGCGUAUUACUGAUGAAGAAUGGGCGUCAGACUACAGUGUGGCAGUAGGGGAGGUAGGUCCUAGCUCAAGUAGUGGUUUUCGGACUGCUGCAGCAGGGAAGGAUCAAAUUAAGAAUAGGCCACAGGCAAUUACAAAAGCAAAAGAUGAAGUUUUAGAUAAUCGAUCCUUAGAUACGGGAAAUUGUGAUUCUAAAGGUAGAUCAAAAAAGAGAAAAGUGAAGGAAUUCCCUGAUACUCAAAUUCAUAUGGGUUCCAUUCCCGCUACAGGGAGCUAUGUCCAGGAUCGUUCAGUCGUUGCAAAGGAGGAGUUUAGUGAGAAUGACUACAGGAAGGAAAAGAAGGCAAGGGCAUCUAGAUCUGACGGGAAAGAGUCUAGUGCAAGCAAAGGAAGUGGUAGAACAGACAAAAAAAACAGCCAUACAAAGAACCAACAACUUAGAAAAGAUAUAAGUAGUGGUCUAACUCACCGGAGUAGGAAUGGUACGGAUUCUUUGAAAAAAGAUUUGGGAUCUGUACAGGUUCCUAUGGCUGCCACUUCAAGCUAUUCCAAAGUUUCUGGUUCCCAGAAAACCAAAUCCAGCUUUCAGGAAGUUAAAGGUUCACCCGUAGAAUCUGUUUCAUCAUCACCUAUGAGAAUCUUGAAUCCUGAUAAGCUUACAUCAGUACACAGGGACCUCGUGGGAAAGGAUGAGGCGCAAGAUGCUGGUCAUUUUGCAAUAGGUAGCCCAAGAAGAUGCUCAGAUGGUGAAGAUGAUGGUGGGAGUGAUCGAUCUGGGACAGCAAGGAGGGACAAAUUUUCCACUGUGGCUAAUCAUGGGUCCCUUGAUUCUUCUGUGCUUGAUUUUCAGGACAGAGAUUCUAAUCACAUAUCUGGUGGUAAAGUUAGAGGACUGGUUGUCCCAUCUCCUGAUAUCACAAAUGGUCUUUCUGUUAAUGGUGCUUUGGGUAAUUCAGGCCAAGAUACUCGGUUCCCUAGUAAACCAUUAGCUUCAAAUCAAUUUGGUGGUGAAGACAGAGAUAAUGGCAACCGUUAUCAUGGUAAUGGUUCUCGCCCAAGAAAGUCAGGGAAGGAUUUCUCUUCUUCACGGUCGAAGGACAAGAAUGGAGGAAGCUUUGAGUCUGAUUUGGACAUGGGUGAGGGCAAGAAUUCUAAUGUUUUCAAUGAACUGCAAGAUCAUUCACUGUCCCAUGGAAUAAAACCAAGGGAUGGUAAAAACAUGUUGCAGGAGAAAUUUGGGCUCAAGUCUGGUGAAACUGAGAACAAAAAUGUCGGCAAGAAAGAUUUUACUGGAAAACCCUCCAAUGAGAGUAGUAAAAGGGAGAGUCAGUCAAAUUUAGGGGGUAAUGAUGGCCCAGAUGUUAGACUAGACGCUAUUUGCAAAAAAGAUGCAAUUUCUACUCUCAAGCAGCAUUCGCUGCAAGACUGUGAUAGUGAAAGGCCUUCAAGGAGGAUUCCUUCUGAAAAAACUGAUCGAGUGGAUACAGGCUCAAUUAGGGGGAAGUCACUACCGUUGCCACCCUCUGGAGGAGCUCAAAAUGAGAUGACGACUCGUUGCCCCCGACCAGCUUCUGGUUCUCACAAAAGCAACGGAGCAGAUAGUAUACAAGUUGAUGCCUCUGAAGGUAAUAAUGCUGUGAAGGUGCAAAUACAGACCAGAAAGGCUGAUAAUCAGAAUGGAACUCAGCAUAUCAGUUCAAGACAUCUUACACAGAAUGGGCACAGGGCCAGGGAUCUUGAUGCCCCUAGUCCAGUCAGAAGGGACUCCAGCAGCCAGGCUGUUACAAAUGCUGUGAAAGAAGCUAAAGAUUUAAAACACCUUGCUGAUCGUCUCAAGAACUCUGGGUCAUCUGAAAGUACGGGUCUUUACUUCCAGGCAGCUGUCAAAUUUCUUCAUGCAGCAUCUCAGUUGGAAUUGACUAACAGCGAGGGCGCCAAGCAUAAUGAGAGCAUGCAAAUGUAUAGUAGCACUGGAAAACUAUGGGAGUUUUGUGCUCAUGAAUACGAGAAAGCCAAGGAUAUGGCUGCUGCUGCUUUGGCCUACAAAUGCAUGGAGGUGGCUUAUAUGAAGGUGAUAUAUUCCUCGCAUGCCAGUGCAAGCAGAGAUCGUCUUGAGUUGCAAAAUGCUUUACAAAUGGUUCCUCCUGGUGAAUCUCCUUCUUCCUCUGCCUCUGAUGUUGAUAACUUAAACAACCCCUCAACGGUAGACAAGGUUGCCUUACCCAAGGGUGUUAGCUCUCCCCAAGUUGCUGGAAACCAUGUUAUUGCUGCCCGAAACCGUCCCAAUUUUCUCAGGAUGCUCAAUUUUGCUCAGGACGUAAAUUUUGCAAUGGAAGCAUCAAGAAAAUCACGGAGUGCUUUUGCAGCUGCUAAUACAAACGUGGGAGACGCUAAGCGUUCAGAAGGCAUCUCUUCCAUUAAAAGGGCUCUUGAUUUCAACUUCCAUGAUGUGGAGGGAUUACUACGUUUGGUGCGGCUCGCGAUGGAUGCCAUUAGCCGUUGAAAGAGUCCAAGUGGUUGUGGGAUGAUUUCAACCCUUGGAAGGUCUGUGAAUCUUUUGUCUCAUGCCUUAAGGAAGGAGGAACAAGAGGCUGACCUUGAUACUUAUGCUGAACUGCUUGGAACUUCUGUCGGGGGACUGGUGGUUUCUGUUCCCGUUUGAAAUACAGAUAAACUCCUAUUCGUUUUAGUUUAUUUGGUCCUAAAAUCUGCUUUCUAGCACAGACAGUGACCAAAGAGGUUAUUCUGAUCUCAAUAUUCAAUAUUCAUUUUGAGGUGUUGUGAACAAUCAUUGAUUAAGGCUCUGCUGAGAAGAUUCUGAGCAACUUCUGAAGGUGGAUAUGCUUCAUCAGGAAUGUGAUGGAGGACAUAAUAGUUGUAUAUAAGGAGAAGAACGUUGGUUCUAAAAACAAUAGGGGGUUUAUUUUAAGUUCCAAAACACAACUUUGGGGCUUCUUUUUUCUUCAGGCUGUUAAUGUCUCUUGAUAAGUUGUUAUCGUGCAUUAUGUGGAGACAACCUGUGGAUGGCAGCUUCCAGUAUGUGCACAAGCUGUCUCACAGUUUACAGAUUGCGACCACACCAACGCUAUGAGAGAGAGUGGAAAAAGAUGAAAAUCGUAGGUUGUCUUCAUCACCCUUGUUGUAGUUAGGAUAAUUAUCCUCUUUGCGUUAAUAGAGAUGAAACCAGAAGAAUAUGUUAUUAGAAAAUUAUUAUCACUGCGAUGCAUGAGCUCGCACUGCUGCACUUGCCCGAGUUUCUUUCCUCAAAGUGGAGACUAUGUAUAUAUACAAAUCAUUGAAUCAAGAUUAUUGAAGAUUCGGCAUGUGUUUCCGUCUGUAAAGAGAAGGGGAUGAUUGGAUAUUAUUAGGUCAUUCCUUCAGAUCAAACAGGCUGAGCAACCGGGAUAGUUGCGGCUGCAGCAGCUCUCGCUAGUAGGCAACUGAGUUUGAUGUGAUUCUCGUUUUCAGUUUUGCCCGAUGCGGGUGGGUAGUAUAGUUUCCAAGUUUCCGUAAAAAUUAUGAAGAUUGAUUACCCAUACUGAUAACAUUUAUUAUAGGUUAAGAUUUAGACAAUAAAAUUUUGAAUUAUUUUUUCAUGAUUUCCCAUAGCGAUUGUAAUUAUCCGGGUUUCAUUAAUAAAGCUUUCGAUUGUUUCAAGUGA
Prunus avium (sweet cherry) is the source of this 6778-nucleotide messenger RNA. RefSeq names its product cysteine-tryptophan domain-containing zinc finger protein 7-like. Lineage: Eukaryota; Viridiplantae; Streptophyta; Magnoliopsida; Rosales; Rosaceae. Gene Ontology annotation, molecular function: zinc ion binding. The record is from RefSeq and is a predicted model, not a curated record.